This is a messenger RNA of Penicillium concentricum, 705 nucleotides long. Its product is annotated as zinc finger BED domain-containing protein. Lineage: Eukaryota; Fungi; Ascomycota; Eurotiomycetes; Eurotiales; Aspergillaceae. The transcript has 3 exons. The record is from RefSeq and is a predicted model, not a curated record. The coding region runs from base 1 to 705 and encodes 234 amino acids.
AUGUCUCAAACCCAGCAAUCUGCCUUCUCCUCAUCGAUCUACGAUAGUGAUUUCGACAAUUAUACUCACAAUCAUCCUUUUAUAUCUGAUCUAUCUGAGAGUCAGGAAACAUUACCUUCAUUCGAAACGGACUUCCUCCGACCGUCCCUACCUCCAUCAAUCCCUUCAACAUUCACACGUGUUGGCCCUGGUCGUAAGAAGGUCUAUUUUCUCUAUGACGAAAUGCUCCAUAACGACUGGGUAAGUUGGUGGCUAGAGACAGGCUUCGGUAAGAAACAACAUAUAUCCUGGGACGCGAAACAUCAGUCUAGUACCUGGGACACAUUUCACCAGGUCGCCCAUAGCUCUGAUGGUACUGCAAAGGUUAUGUGCAAGCGCUGUGGACAGAUUCUUGAGCACCCAAACUUUGUCCGUGAGACAAAAGAUGGGAAGAAACAGCGUCAAGGAACCUCAACUAUGAAAGGCCACCUUUCUAGCGCAGGGUGUAUAAAAGCUACCCAAGGUCAAGGGACAGAUAUCACUCGAUUUUUACAGCUCAAGAAUACGCCGAUCGCCAAUGAAUUCAGUCAAGAGAUAUGGGAACAAGAGCUUCUUACAUUUCUUACGGUCGCGCGUCUUCCCUUUCGGCUGAUCGAGCAUCCUAAGUUUCAUCGCUUAAUCCAGAUAGCCCAAUCUGCACCGAGGGGGGAGGAAUAUCGCGCCUAG